AAUAAAAAAAAUAAAAAAAAACCCUAUCCCAUAAAAGGGGUUUCUUCUAGUCAACCUUUCAGUGCCUGAUAGAAAUUGUAAAUUGGUAGAGACAAAAAAUAAUAAUAGCUAAUAAAAAAAUAUAUAGAAAUAUGUAUACUGAACAACAUAUUUAAAUGAUACCUGAUAUAUCUCAAAGGAUUAUAUCUUUAUGCAUAACAAUUUAUAUUUUAUCUCUAUGUAAUGGAAUCAUAUUAAUCAAAUUAUUUACUUGUAUCAAUUCAUAGGUGCAAUAAUGUAAUUCAGGUACAUAUACAGAAAUGUUAGCUAAUUCACGUAUUACACUGUACCUGGUAUUCAUGCCGAUGAUGAUGGCCUUAACAGAUGAUCAACCAUAUUGCGCCGUUCGAUAUCAGAGACUGUGCCAAGGUAAAGGCCCUCAUGUCGCGUGCCAAUUCCCUGAGGUUGGUCCCGGGGAAUUAUGUCAAAAUUACACUGAAAUAAAAUUUACUAAGGAAUUGAAGAAUUUUAUAAUACACUAUAUAAAUAGACGGCGUCAGCGCAUUGCAGCCGGCAAUGAGAGAGUCCGCGGAGGCAUACAACUACCCCAGCCUGAAGUCAUGAUGUACGUUGAAUGGGAUCGUGAGUUAGCUCUAUUAGCGCAAAGAUUAGCUGACCAGUGUGUCUUUGUGCACGAUAAAUGUAGAGCCACAGUCCGGUAUCCCUACGCUGGACAGACAGUGGGAGAGGUCCGCUGGCGACGCUCCAGUGAAUCGGAUGAACUAACAGCUCAGAGGGCCAUUCACAGGGUAUUCGAUGCGUGGUGGGGCGAACGGCGACGUGUCCAGCCGAAACAGCUUAUUGCGCCAUUUAGACUCACUGCCAAAGGUGCCGUGUGGGGCCAUUUUAGCCAACUAGCAGUAUGGACGCUUUGUGCCGUCGGCUGCGGGGCUGUACGGCAUGGCGCAAACUAUCCUCGUCUUCUUCUCGUUUGCGAUUUCUCACACACUAACAUGCUCGGGCAGAGGACUAUAUCGCCUGGUCCGUUGGCUUCCUGCCCAGUUCACACCGCUAGAAAAUCUAAAGCCUAUCCCUUGUUGUGUAUAACGGUCAGAAAGAAAACUCUUCAAGAAUUAGAAUCUAUCGAAGACUCUGAAUCUGAUGAAGAGGUCGAGGAUAUAGAUGAAGAAGACGAUGAUGAUAUUUCUAACGAUAAUAUGACAAAAUAUUAUGGAGUAUUUUUGAGAAAAUUUACUAGGAAACGACUAACAAAUAAAUAUGUAAAGCCAAAGGAAAUACAGUCUACAAGGGCUGUACAAACACGUACAACUAGAAUUGAAGAUGAUCCGAUGUCGGAAGGAGGUAUAGAAAAGGAAAUGCCAACUGAAAGACGUUUAAUAAACAAACUGGAUAGGGUGUUGGAAAUGCGAAAGAAAGCCGACACGAAGAGUCGUGUGAAUGGAAAAUAUAAUGAUUGGUAUACAAGACGAUCCAAUAUUGGAAAAUGGCGCGAAAAUAUCAAGAUCUUUUCACAAAUGGAAAUAACGACACCAUCAAUUAAUCCUAAAUUACAUCUACCUGAUAUUAAUGAUUCUGAUAUAGCGCAGUUUAAAGGAAUGUUCGAGACUACGACAGGUCCUACAGAGUCACUUGUAAUAAGACAUCGAUGGAAGCAGACCAGAGAUCGACCACGUAGGCCUGGAGCUAAUGCCCUUUUGAAUGUGCCAACUGUAAUACAGUCUCGGCGACCUCCAAUUGCACCUCUGACUCUGGAUAAAGACGAUAUAGAACAAUUAUUUCGGGACACCGGAUUCAAUCUUAACUGGAGAAGGAAAGAUGUAGAAGUCCCAAAAUCUAAUAUGAAUUAAAAAGAUUUUAACAACAGUAUCACAAACUGAAAUGAAUAUUUAAAAAAAUAGAUACAUAAUCAUCUUUUUUUCAAAUGGUUACGUAAACUUGUUUCAUGGUUUGUGGAACUGGUACCUAUAUUUAUUAACUAAUUUCAUUAUAUCUACAAGGAAUUAUACAACAGGGUAAAUACAAUGUACUACAUGAAGACCAAAGACAAAAAGAGUUACAGAAGAAUACUAUUUAAUAUCAACUCGCCUCUUUGCGUAAUUUCCAAUAAAAAGUUGACAUUCAUUUGACUUGCUGUCAACAUUAUUCUACAAGCAAUGAAAUUAAUCGUCGAAACAAUUUGAUUUUAAUUUGAAAUCUAUUACAUGUAAAUGUCGAUAUGAAAAAUAAAACUUUGAGUACAGGACAUCUGACGUACAAUACCUACAAAACUUGGUAAUAUCGUAAUGUGCUGUUGCUGUCCAUGUUGCCGCUGUGGGGAGUGUCUCAGAUGCAUUUGUUGUAUAUCAUUAUGUGCAAUGUUAUGCCAUUUAUGCGGCUGUGAUGAAAUUUGCGAGGAUUGUGAAGCUGAUUAAAUAAUAAAUACCUUUAUA
Molecule: messenger RNA, 2429 nt
Organism: Galleria mellonella (greater wax moth)
Lineage: Eukaryota; Metazoa; Arthropoda; Insecta; Lepidoptera; Pyralidae
Exons: 12
Coding region: 300-1847 (515 amino acids)
Source: RefSeq, a predicted model, not a curated record